CUCCUGAAGCAUCCCGAAUCGUCCAAGACUGUUCACUUCCCAUUUGACCCCCGACUUGCCGUUCCAUUCUUCUACUCCACCGUCCCCGGGCCUCUCUUCCUCUCUUGGGCCUGCUUUUUCUCUCCCUCGCCAUUUCGUUUCGUUUCGUUUCUGGCCUCUGCAGCUCCACGUCCUUGGAGCCCAACUCGACUCGACCUUCAAGUACAAUUAGCACCGCUGUCUGUGCCGUCUCAAUCUACGACACUUUCGCCUCACGAUUGUCCGCCUACCCAGUCUAUGGCUACCCUUCCAGGUCAGCUCAAAUACCAUCGUGGCUCAAUACGACCGCCUUCGUCCUCUUGGUACGGAUACCUAGAGACCCUACUCGAAUCCCAGCACGGCGGCAAUACAUAG
Molecule: messenger RNA, 393 nt
Organism: Colletotrichum orchidophilum
Lineage: Eukaryota; Fungi; Ascomycota; Sordariomycetes; Glomerellales; Glomerellaceae
Exons: 1
Source: RefSeq, a predicted model, not a curated record